AAGUGCAUAAAAUGAGCAAAUUUUUCUUUGUUGCAGGUGUGACAUACAAUAUUCCAGUGUGUGUCUGGUUGCAGGAGAAGCAUCCUUAUGUUCCACCACUAGUGUUUGUUAGGCCAACAAGCACAAUGGCUAUCAAGGCAUCUCAACAUGUCGACACUAAUGGAAGAGUUUAUCAUCCAUUUUUACAUGAGUGGAAUUAUCCCAGAUCUGAUCUUGCUGCCUUACUUCAGAUUCUCUGUGGCAUUUUUGCAGCACAAUCACCAGUUUAUGCAAAGAGUACACCAACACCACCACAGCCUUCUAAUUACAACAGACCACAACAACCAGGGUACCCUCCUCAAUAUCCCCCAGGUUACCCUCCUUCUAAUCAAGCUGGGUCACUGCCCUACCCUGUAGGAGGGUCUGCAAGAAUGCCAAUGCCAACACAAAUGCCGAUGCCAGGUAGCAGCCCUGGGGGAACAGGUGGUAACAGACCCCCUUAUCCACCCUAUCCCUCUCAUGGUGGGGCCAGCAUGGGUUCAUCUAAUCCCCCAUACCCAGUGACUAAUCACUCAACUUAUCCUCCAAACACACAAUCAUCUUUCCAUGGUCCAGCCAGCAUUCCUCCCACAACUCAAGCUAACCAGGUCACAACGGAAAUGUCAACCACCUCAAGUAGCAAUUUAAAUGAAGAUGACAUCAAAGCUUCACUCCGGUCUGCUGUGGAGGAUAAAAUUAAAAGACGUACAAGAGCACUGUUUGAACAAGCACAGAUUGAACUAGAUGAGCUGAACAGAACACAACACGAGUUAAAACAAGGAAGUGAAAAGCUACAGGAUAUUCUUCAGAAACUUGAAAGAGAACAGGUAAAUGACUCAACAGAAUUCAAAGAGGUAAAUUAAAAUAUUUUAACAGCUUAAAGCAUCCUUGGAACUCUUCUCUUGGGAUUAGAAUACUUGCAUAACUCAAAAGCUCACUUGCCUUGAGCAGCAAUCUAAAUUAUUAAAUGAGACAGUCAUUAAUUUCUCUGCAUGCCUUGCCAGCCUAUGAUGCAAGAUUACCAGAGACAAACAUACUUUAGUGACCACCACUGUUAUCAAACAAUUCCAAAUGGUCCUAAAUUUCCCUGUUUACCACCAUAUUAUGAGGAGAACAUGUCGCAUAAAUUUAAAAAAAGUCUUCUCGUUCAGGUAAGGCCGUAGUGGACAAAUUUCUGCUUCCCUGGCUGGGAUGUAAGUCCAUCAAUGGUUACUCAAACAUUUUGUUAAGUUGCCCAGACAGACUCCCACUACACAUUUUAGCACUUUAUGUCUUGUGUAUGAAUAGACCACAACGUCCUUGGCCAGGGCUCCAACCCACACUUUCAGGGGAUACCAUUAGGGGAAAAUAAUGUGUCUCUCACACCCCACUAAGGGACUCACAAAAUGGAUGGACACUUACAGUACACCGUAUGCAACAUUUCACUGUAUUUUUUU
Molecule: messenger RNA, 1454 nt
Organism: Orbicella faveolata
Lineage: Eukaryota; Metazoa; Cnidaria; Anthozoa; Scleractinia; Merulinidae
Product: tumor susceptibility gene 101 protein-like
Biological process (GO): endosome to lysosome transport; protein modification process; protein transport
Cellular component (GO): ESCRT I complex
Molecular function (GO): ubiquitin binding
Source: RefSeq, a predicted model, not a curated record